UGAGCGCGUUUCUUGAUUUGUCCCUCUUAGGUUACCGUAGCAGGAAGCAGCGCUUGCAGUCGGGGCUCGCGGGUGUCAUUCAUCAGAUAGCUACUGUCAUUACAGUCGAGGCUGGGUUAUCGAGUCUAAAGGUCUCCGGUGAUAGAAAGCAGGACAUGAGUGAGCUCCAAGAUGCAGGUCAAAGGGGAGAGCAGGAGGAGGUGACAGAACUGGUUUGUCCGGAAGCUGAUCUCCACGAUGGACAAAUGAAAGAGGUGACUGUGCAGGAUCAGAAGGUGCUUGUGGUUCGAACACAGGGUCAGUACUUUGCGGUUGGGGGCAGGUGCUCCCAUUAUAAUGCUCCUCUGAUCAAAGGAGCACUUGUUGGUGAGAGAGUGAGAUGUCCCUUUCAUGGAGCCUGCUUUAAUGUGAGAACUGGAGAUAUUGAGGACUAUCCAGGCCUGGACUCUCUACCCACCUAUAAGGUAAAGGUUGAGGAUGGCAAGGUUUAUGUUUCUAUCAACCAAAAGUCUCUGAAGUUGACGAAGCGAGUGAAGGAGAUGUGCACGCUUGAACCAGGCGCCAAACAUACUGUACUUCUUGUUGGAGGCGGCCCCGCCUCUCUGGUUUGCGCUGAGACACUUCGGCAAAACUGCUACCAGGGUCGCAUCAUCAUGGUGACCAAAGACAGCCUGCCUCCAUAUGACAAAACUAAACUGAGCAAGGUUAUGAAUGUGGAAAGCAGCAGCCUCCUGCUGCGACCAGCUGAAUUCUAUCAACAAUAUGGGAUUGAAGUGUGGACAAAUAAAGAGGUGGUGUCUGUGAACCCUGGGAACAAGCUGGUGCAGAUAAAUGAUGGUGCUUUGCAGCAUUAUGACCAGCUCCUCAUCUCAACAGGCUGCAGAGCGCGGCCGCUCAGUUGUCCAGGUUCUGACUUGAAGGGCGUGCAUUUGCUGCAGAGUUAUGACGACGCCAAAGAGAUUCACAGCUCUGGCACCAAGCAGAAAGCUGUUGUGAUUGGAGCAUCGUUUAUAGGUGUGGAAGUCGCUGCAUAUCUAUCAGACAAAGCUGCAGGCGUUGCUUUAGUUGGUCCAACUCAAUACCCAUUUGAGAACACUCUGGGGCCUGAGAUUGGGAGGAUCUGCAUGCAAAUGUUAGAAGAACGAAAUGUGAAGUUCUACAUGAACAGCAAAGUGACGGAGAUCAGAGGGGAGAACGGAAAGGUAAAAGAGGUGGUGUUAAAUAAUGGUACAGUCCUGGAAGCUGAUGUGGUGAUUGCUGGAAUUGGUGCAAUCCCAAAUUCAGGCUUUUUGGCUGGAACUGAGAUUGCUGUGGAUUCAAAGAAAGCUGUGAUUGUGGAUAAGUUUAUGAGGACCAACACACCAGACAUUUUUGCUGCUGGUGACGUAACCUCCUUCCCUCUCACCAUUCGUGGCGGCGAGCAGGUCAGCAUCGGUCACUGGCAAAUGUCCCACGCUCAUGGAAAAAUAGCAGGUCUGAACAUGAUGAAGAAACCGACUCCAAUUGAGUCGGUUCCCUUCUUCUGGACUACAUUUCUUGGAAAGGGCAUCAGAUACACAGGCUAUGGAGAAGGAUAUACAGAAAUCAUAUUCAAAGGCAAAGUAGAAGAAAGGAAAUUUCUGGCGUUCUACAUAAAGAAAGAUGUGGUGGUGGCUGCUGCAAGCAUGACGUUUGAUCCUGCAGUAGCUCAAGUUGCAGAACUGAUGUCAAAGGGGAACAUCAUCACAAAGGCUCAAGCUCAAGCUGACAGCCUGAGCUGGCUGCAGAUGUAGGUGGAUGACUACAUAAAGGUGAAGGUUAGCAGGAGCAGACGAGACCAAGGACGUGGCUUCCAUGUUGCUUUCUCCUCCUUCUGUCUCAAAUUAUAACUAGCCAGAUUGCUGCACUUGAUGCCUCAGGCUUCCAGAGAACCAAUCAGACCUUCUGUCUACUCUGUCUUUGUAGUUGUGUUUCUAUUGUAGCUUUAUUCAAUUAGGUCUUUGUGCACUCUAAAUAAUCUGAUUUACUGAAUAAGAGUGAAGUGUCCUUGUUUUUAUUUUUUUUUAUUUCAUGUUUUAUUGUCAUUGAAUCACAUUAAGUUGUCAACGUCGACAUACCCCAAAUGUUUGUAAGUAGUUACGUAAAUGUAGUAACGCAGCAAUUUGAGGAUAUUUUGUAGUAAUUUCACUGAAGAAAUUCAUUUGUUCUAUUUAAGCACUUUUGGCUUUGAGCUGUUUUUUUUUUAAAUCAAAACCACUUUUUUUGUUUAUUUUAAAAUCAACUCAUUUAAUGUCAACGGUUUAUAAAAACACUGAAGAAACACUGCAGAAAAACACUUUAAGAUAUAUGAUAAAAUUAUAUGAUUUGGGUGAUGGGAUUAAUAAAGGACUCACUCGUAAAGGGAUCACUAGCUAACCGUGUUUCUGAAAUAUUUUCAUAAUUUUGCAUGACAUAUUUAGUAACUGUUGUUAACUGUGGACCAAACAUUUUAUUGGAAAAGUACAACAAUAAUGAAAACUGUGCGUUUGUUGGGUUUGUGCAUUAACAUUUUAGUCUAUACAGUUAUUGUGUUAACCAACAAAGGUACAUGCAUGACUAAAUGUCACGAUGCAUAAAAUAAUAUUUAUCGCUGUAGAUGGAUGCAUUCAGGUGUGGGGAGGGGUGUAACAAGUGGACUUACAGACGAAAAUGACAUUUUUUUUUGACUGUUCACCAAAGUGUCUUAACUAAUAACAAAUUGUUAAAUUUUAUGGUAUUUUUGGUUUUUUAUUCUAAAAGCAAAACUGCUUGUUUAAAGGAUUUAAUUUCAAUAAACAUAAAAUGCCAAACUUA
This is a messenger RNA of Oryzias latipes (Japanese medaka), 2811 nucleotides long. It is a transcript of the gene aifm4, whose product is annotated as apoptosis inducing factor mitochondria associated 4. NCBI's taxonomy places the organism in Eukaryota, Metazoa, Chordata, Actinopteri, Beloniformes, Adrianichthyidae. The record is from RefSeq and is a predicted model, not a curated record. Gene Ontology annotation, molecular function: oxidoreductase activity, acting on NAD(P)H; 2 iron, 2 sulfur cluster binding. Gene Ontology annotation, cellular component: cytoplasm.